This is a messenger RNA of Caenorhabditis briggsae, 1212 nucleotides long. It is a transcript of the gene Cbr-ctns-1, whose product is annotated as Protein CBR-CTNS-1. Gene Ontology annotation, biological process: L-cystine transport. Gene Ontology annotation, molecular function: L-cystine transmembrane transporter activity. NCBI's taxonomy places the organism in Eukaryota, Metazoa, Nematoda, Chromadorea, Rhabditida, Rhabditidae. Bases 1 to 1212 code for a protein of 403 amino acids. Gene Ontology annotation, cellular component: lysosomal membrane. The transcript is spliced from 5 exons. The record is from RefSeq and is a predicted model, not a curated record.
AUGAAACUCCCGGUGUCAAUUCUCUUCUUCAUCUCGGUUUCUCAAAUAUUGGCUUUCAACAAUGUGAUCGUCACGCAGAAGGAGGUGGAAAUCGGUGUCGGCGAGACGGCUUCGAUUACUUUUCAAAUCAAAAACCACACAUCUUCUACUCUCAACCAGACGCGAAUUCAGCUCUCCCAAUCACCAUACAUCACAAAUCCCGAUGUGGUUCUCGUUGACAACUGGUGGGCCAAUGUGACAGUUAGUGGAGAGAGACCAGUGGCUGGAGAGAUUCUGGAGGCUCUUAACUGUACUACAGAUGGAGAGGAAGUCUGUUCGCUAGACCUCCUCGACGCCUACUCCAGAAUCACAGUAAUCCGGUCUCACUGGCUCGCCAUCUUGAUUCAAAUCGUCGGAUGGACCUAUUUCGCGGCUUGGAGUGUCAGCUUCUACCCACAGAUGUAUCUAAACUUCAAGCGGAAAAGUGUGGUCGGGCUGAACUUUGAUUUUCUCUCCCUGAAUCUUGUUGGUUUCGGAGCAUACGCAAUGUUCAACCUGUUAAUGUACUAUAACAGUCAUGUCAAGAACAUCUACUCUAUGGAAAAUCCACGCUCCCCACCGCCCGUUCUUCUGAAUGACGUGGUGUUUGCUGUGCACGCCUUCUUGGCCUGCUUCGUCACAAUUCUUCAAUGUAUCUUCUACGAGAGAGACCAGCAACGGAUUUCCACAAAAUGCAUAAUUCUCAUUAUUGGACUUGUCUCUUUUGGAUUCGUUUCUGUUGUGGUUACUGUGCUCAAUAAGAUUACAAUUCUGGACUUUGUCGUCAGCCUUUCCUACAUCAAAAUGGCCGUCACCUGCUGUAAAUAUUUCCCACAGGCCUACUUCAACUACCAGCGAAAGAGCACCGUCGGCUGGUCCAUCGGCAACAUAUUGCUCGAUUUCACCGGUGGCUCGUUGGACAUCCUUCAAAUGGUCCUUCAAGCGAUCAAUGUCAACGAUUGGUCGGCGUUCUACGCGAACCCGGUGAAAUUCGGUCUCGGCUUCGUUUCCAUCUUCUUCGACAUCAUCUUCAUGAUUCAGCACUACGCGCUUUAUCCGGAUGCUGAAGUCCCUCACAACGAGUACCACGGCGUCGAUAAUCCGGAUCCCGAUUCUAUUGUUCGCGAUGCGGAGCACGGUGCAGCGGACAACGAGUCAAUGGAGUCGACAGAUCCGAUUAUUGUUCAUGACUAG